AUGGAGAAAUUAUCAGUAAUUAUUGUUCUUUGUUUUCUUGCUGGUUUAGCCGAAUGCAAGGGUGGAAGUGAUCAGGACCUGACAGUGAAUCAAACAACCGACCACUCAUGUGACCCAAACAUCUACAUGGUGCUGAAGGAACUGGGGGCUCUAGAAGAGCGACUGAAAGCCACUGUGAGAGCCCUCGAAGAAACAAACAGAAGGUUGGAGGCCAGUGAGAGGAAGGUGGCUGCACUUAACACACUGACUGAGCUCAGGACAGUGUAUGAAGGGCAACGUCAGGUGGCAUUUUCUGCUGCCUUAGGAAUAGAUACCACCAUUGGUCCAGCAAAUUUUCUGUAUCCUUUGGUCUACAAACACGUUCUGUCCAACAUUGGAGGACAUUACAGUCCAGUAACAGGGUAUUUUACAGCACCAGUUAAAGGAGUCUAUUAUUUCACCUUUUCUUCUUUCUGGUGGGGAGCAAAGACUGGGACCAGUGGUGGCAGUCUGCACCACAAUGGAAACAGGAUUGUGUCGUGGUAUGGUCACAGUCAAGCUCAUCCCAUCAGCGGCUCAAACAGCGCUAUCCUACUGCUACAAGUUGGAGACAAGAUCAAUGUUCGCCUUUGGGAAAAUCGACAGCUCAGUGAUAAUGUGAAUAAAUACUGCACAUUCAGUGGAUUUUUGCUUUUUCCACUGUGAAGCUUGUGUGAAAAGAGGCAGAUCAGACUUUUAAUAGUGGCUUAAAGGAGACAAAAUGUGGUGUAACAUUUUCUGCAGAUUUUAUUUUCCAUUUUGUCAAAUUCA
Messenger RNA from Archocentrus centrarchus (flier cichlid), 789 nucleotides. Its product is annotated as complement C1q tumor necrosis factor-related protein 6-like. The coding region runs from base 1 to 684 and encodes 227 amino acids. The transcript is spliced from 3 exons. Lineage: Eukaryota; Metazoa; Chordata; Actinopteri; Cichliformes; Cichlidae. Gene Ontology annotation, molecular function: protein binding. The record is from RefSeq and is a predicted model, not a curated record.